AUGCCAAAGUUGCGUGGAAAGAUGUUUGCAAAACCGAUGGUGGAAGGGGGACAGGGUAUAAAAGAUAUUGGUAUACUCAACCAAGCUCUAAUGACAAAGAAAUUGUGUGACAUCAUUAGAUGUGACCGAACGUCUAUCUGGGUAGAGUGGCUACAACGUGGACGACAUCGAAAUAAUUCCAUUUGGACAGUUGAUGAGAAGGGAGGAUCGUGGACUUGGAGAAAGAUGCUUCGACUACGCAACCUCAUCCAACCAAUGGUGGAGCUGCAAAUUGGAGAUGGGAGAAGCUUCUAUCUUUGGAAGGAUCCAUGGCAUCAUCUUGGACCCCUGAUUACUAGAUUUCCAUGUGGACCGAGACUACUUGGGCUUGAUGAAUCUACAAAGCUUCAUAUGGUUAUAGUUGACGGCCAAUGGCACUGGCCUCUCAUUACUGAAUUGGAAUGCCUUCAGAUUAUCUACACAUUACCCCUGAUUAAUGGUGGUGAGGAUAGAAUCAUUUGGCGGUUUCCCGAUGGGCGUCCCACUGCCCAAGCUCUGUACUGGCUUCUUUGCCCACCAGGACCAAAAGUAGGAUGGACUUCACUACUUUCGGGUUCGUUGAAGAUUCCACGACAUUCCUUUAUCUUAUGGAUGGCUAUUCUGGAAAAAUUACCUACAACGGAUAAACCGUGGUUCACACCUUGGAGGGUGUAUUCUUUGUGA
Messenger RNA from Sesamum indicum (sesame), 702 nucleotides. RefSeq lists its product as uncharacterized. Lineage: Eukaryota; Viridiplantae; Streptophyta; Magnoliopsida; Lamiales; Pedaliaceae. The record is from RefSeq and is a predicted model, not a curated record.